CUUUUAUUUUCAGUUCACACAUGGUUUUCAAAACGCACGCGUUUCACCUUUAAAGUACCGUAGAGAUAUCAUCGUCCCUUCACAUUGAUCCUUCCCUUCUGCUUUCUUAUUGCUCUAUCAUCCAAUCACCUUCUCUCCCGCCUAAAAAACCAGAACAAAAAAGACACACAGCAGCCAAUUCAUGGCGAGCGCUCCCCCUCUCACCCCCUGCCGCCACCUCCAUCUUCGACCGAUCACAGCCAAACCAACCCAAUUACUCUCCCCAAUUACAAUAACCACUCCUCGCAAAAUCUCCUCCGUUCACGUCAGCACCGCCACCUCCGACUCCAUGACGAGUCGCCGGUACAUUCAUCCGUCUCUUGAGAUCGUCGGCGGUGGCCCACAUCGCGACUCUAUACUCCAAGAUCUCAAGACUCUGUCCCUUCCGUACAAUCCGUUUCCUGUGAUCGGAUGGAACGGCCACGUGGAGACCCUCUUCGCCGCCUUCUUUCGGUGCGUCCCUGACGUCAGGCUCCGCCGUGAGUGCCUCCGUACCGAAGAUAACGGCACCGUCGCCCUCGAUUGGGUGUCCGGUGACGAUCGUUACUUGCCGCGUGACUCUCCGAUCCUCAUCUUGCUGCCAGGCUUAGCCGGAGGGAGUGGGGACGCGUACGUGAGGCACAUGUUGGUUAGAGCCAGAAGCAAAGGUUGGCGUGUGGUCGUCUUCAAUAGCCGAGGUUGUGCAAAUAGCCCUGUCACGACUCCUCAGUUCUAUUCAUCUUCGUUUUUAGGAGAUAUGCGUGAAGUAGUGGAGCAUGUUGCCACUCGGUUUCCAAAAGCUAAUUUAUAUGCUGUUGGUUGGUCUCUUGGGGCCAACAUUCUUGUUCGAUAUUUGGGUCAGGAAUCUCAUACUUGCCCCCUUUCUGGUGCUGUAUCAUUGUGUAAUCCUUUCAAUGGUCUCCUUACAGAUCAGAACCUUCGUAAGGGCUUUAACAUUGUCUAUGACAAAGCUCUUGCACGUUCUCGCCGUGAAAUUUUUAAGAAGCAUGCUCUUCUCUUUGAAGACAUGGGUGGUGAAUAUAAUAUCCCAUUGGCUGCCAAUGCGAAGACUCUUAGGGAGUUUGACGAAGGACUAACUCGUGUUUCAUUUGGUUUCAAGUCAGUGGAUGACUACUACUACAAUUCUAGCAGUUCAGACUCAAUAGAACAUGUUCGCAUACCUUUGCUCUGUAUCCAGGCAGCAAAUGAUCCGAUUUGUCCAUCUGUGGGAAUUCCUCGGGAAGAUAUCAAGGAAAAUCCAAACUGUUUGUUGAUUAUUACACCCAAAGGUGGCCAUCUGGGGUGGAUUGCGGGUGUUGAAGCUCUGCGCGGGGCUCCUUGGACUGAUCCUGUUGUGAUGGAUUACCUUGAGCAUCUAGAGAGAGGAGCAUCCAAAGGCCUUGCAUCUUGUAGUAAUUCAGUUUAUGUGCAGCAAUAUGCUGAGCCUGAGGGAUUGCUAAGCCUAGAAGUACUGUAGCCAACAGGUUCUUAGCAUUCUUCAUACACACACAUGAUAUUGUUAUAUCCACUCGAAUUUAAUCUUGCUAUCAUGGUCAUGUAAAUUGACAUUUAAAAAAGAAUAGGAUAAUGCCAUCAAAUUCUUUCUA
This is a messenger RNA of Carya illinoinensis, 1625 nucleotides long. RefSeq names its product embryogenesis-associated protein EMB8-like. NCBI's taxonomy places the organism in Eukaryota, Viridiplantae, Streptophyta, Magnoliopsida, Fagales, Juglandaceae. Gene Ontology annotation, molecular function: monoacylglycerol lipase activity; short-chain carboxylesterase activity. The record is from RefSeq and is a predicted model, not a curated record. The transcript has 8 exons. Bases 182 to 1495 code for a protein of 437 amino acids.